This is a messenger RNA of Ichthyophthirius multifiliis, 219 nucleotides long. RefSeq lists its product as hypothetical. The transcript has a single exon. Gene Ontology annotation, cellular component: RNA polymerase III complex. Gene Ontology annotation, molecular function: DNA binding. NCBI's taxonomy places the organism in Eukaryota, Ciliophora, Oligohymenophorea, Hymenostomatida. The record is from RefSeq and is a predicted model, not a curated record. Gene Ontology annotation, biological process: transcription by RNA polymerase III.
AUGGGUAAGAUUGUAUUUUAUAAUGAUGGAACAUCAUAAUUUAUAUGUGGAUAGAAUGUUUUUGAUGUAACUGAAGGUAUUUAACAUAAUUGCAAAUAAAAUUUCGUUACUAUUGAUACUAAUACAUAAUUAGGAAGCGAUGCUUCAAUAUACAAUUUAAAAGAAAUUGAUACUAAAUUCGUUAUAAAUCCAAAUAUUGAUGAUCUUUAUAAAAAAUGA